Messenger RNA from Drosophila grimshawi, 6408 nucleotides. Its product is annotated as kinesin-like protein KIN-7I. Gene Ontology annotation, cellular component: microtubule. Gene Ontology annotation, biological process: mitotic cell cycle; microtubule-based movement. The transcript is spliced from 9 exons. The record is from RefSeq and is a predicted model, not a curated record. The coding region runs from base 20 to 6160 and encodes 2046 amino acids. Lineage: Eukaryota; Metazoa; Arthropoda; Insecta; Diptera; Drosophilidae. Gene Ontology annotation, molecular function: microtubule binding; ATP binding; plus-end-directed microtubule motor activity.
AUUUAACUGUAUUUGUCUAAUGUCUGCAAAGAGUGCCAUCCAAGUGUGCAUCAAGCUGCGUCCCUGCGAACCAGGAAAUACCACAUUGUGGCAGGUGAAAGACAAGCGCACAAUUCAGCUAAUCGACAGCCAAGCAGAUCCCUGUGUUUUUGAUUAUGUAUUCGAUCAGGAUUCGAACAAUCAAAUGGUUUUCGAUUGCAUGGCCAAGCACAUCGUGGAGGCGUGCAUUAAGGGCUUUAAUGGCACCAUAUUCGCCUAUGGGCAAACAUCAUCGGGUAAAACAUACACCAUGAUGGGCGAUGAGCGCAAUCCGGGCGUCAUGGUGCUGGCAGCCAAGGAGAUAUUUAAUCAGAUUGCCCUCUACGAUGAUCGCGAAUUUCUGAUACGUGUCGGCUACAUUGAGAUCUACAAUGAGAAAAUCUACGAUUUGCUGAACAAGAAGAAUCAGGAUCUCAAGAUACACGAGAGUAAUGGGAUGGUGCAUGUGAAUUGUGAGGAGUGCAUCAUUACCAGCGAGCAUGAUCUGCUCCAGUUCCUGUGCAUGGGUAACAAGGAGCGCACCGUGGGCGAAACCAAUAUGAACGAACGUUCCAGUCGAUCACAUGCCAUAUUUCGCAUUAUCAUUGAGUCACGUAAAACUGAUCAUAAUGCCGAUGAUGCCGUCAUUCAGAGCCUGCUAAAUCUGGUGGAUUUGGCCGGUUCGGAGCGAGCCGAUCAGACGGGUGCACGGGGUGCUCGUCUUAAGGAGGGCGGUCACAUUAACAAGAGCCUGCACUUUCUGAGCAACGUGAUCAAGAGCCUGGCCGAGAACGAGGACAACAAAUACGUAAAUUUUCGCGACUCCAAAUUGACGCGUAUAUUGCAGGCAUCGCUGGGUGGGAACACGUUCACCUCGAUUAUAUGCAGCAUUAAGCCAUCGAUUAUGGAGGAAUCGCAGUCGACGCUGAACUUUGCAAUGCGUGCGAAGAAGAUACGCUUGAAGCCACAAAUAAAUGAGCUUGUAUCGGAUGCAACGAUGAUGAAGCGUCUCGAGCGUGAAAUUAAGGAGCUCAAGGAUCGCUUGGCGAAGGAACAGGAACGUAAUGAAAGCCAGAUCAAAGUCAGAGUUUUGGAGCAGAGAAUCAAGAAUGAUACUCUGAAAAUCAUAACCGGCACUACAAUUGCUGAUAAACGCAAUAAAAAUCGCCGACGCACUUGGUGUCCGGCAACAUCGCAUCCGGAGGCAGCGACGGGAGAAGAUUUGGCUGGGUCAGAUGGUUCAAAUGCUGACCAGCCCAAGCAUUCGGGUCUACCAAAACCAAGUUUCUAUCCAUCGGGUUCGCAUAUAAGACACCGUGCUCUUAACGCACCCAAGACCAUAAACAUUAUGAAAUCGCUGGAAAUCGAAGAGACUGACGAGGAAUUCAAUCCAGCCGUUGAGUUCGAUUUUGGACCUGUCCCAAGCCCAAUGGUUACCCAACGAAUCCUGCCACCACUAUCCUUAACGCCACGCGUGGGCGAAAUUGAAGGUAAAGCAAUGCAUGUACGCGACAUUACGGAGCUGAAUACCUUCCUCGAUCUAGAGCAAAACAUAGCCUGCGAGUGGGAAGAUUUAAGCGAAAAGUUUGCUGCGGCACAAGCUCAAAUUGAUGAGCUACAAUCCGAGCGACUGAAUCUAAUGCAGCGCUGCGAAGAUUUUGAUAGCCUGACCGAGUCGAAGCUGGCUGGUGAUACCAAAAUCGAGGCAUAUGAGGAGCAGCUGCAAACGUUGAAGCAAACCGUUCAGCGACUGGAAAUGGAAAAUCGUUUGGCUGUCGACUUGGAAUUUCAGUUUGAAAACCACAAAUCGAAGUCAAAGCGGCGGGAGGAGGAGCUCUUGGCGGCCAUCUCAGAGAAAGAUGGCGCCAUCGGUGGCCUGCAACAUAAGCUCGAUGAGUUGUCGAGGGAUGUGCUGCGCAACAGCAAGGAGGAUCACAUGCUUUCCAUUUGCCCCGAGAUCGAAACCAAUUGCGAGAGCAUUUGCAACAAGUGCGCAAAUCUCGAGCGUCUGCUGGAGGAGCACAAACAGACGACAGCCAAUGUGGAGGGGACCCAGUCGAUUGAUUGUGAAUGCGAACAGUUGCGUGUGGAAAUCGCCAAGACACGGGCACAGCUGGAGACCGUCCAACUGGCGUACAAACAGGUGACCAGCGAUGUCGCGGAGAAAUCGCAGCUCUGUGAUCGUCUGGGUCAGGACUUUGUGGCCGCCGAGGAGGCCAAGGAACUACUCCAGGAUAAAUGCAAUAUUCUCGAGGAGACGCAACAGCAACACAAUCAGAUCCUGCAAUCGAUGCAGGCCAAAUAUGAGGCCAUGCAAGAGAAGUAUGUGAAAUUGCAGGAGGAUUAUGAACGCCUCGAAUCGAUGCAGGAGAAGUAUGUGCAAUUGCAGCAGGACUAUGAGCUGCGUGAAUCCAGUCAAGAAAAGUAUGCGAAACUGCAGCAGGAUUAUGCCCAGCUCGAAAGCCAAAACGAAAGUUUGCAAGAGGAAAUCCGAACGCUGAAAACAUCUAUGCAGCAGAUUCAAGAAGAACUCAUGCAGACUGCAACGGCAACAGCGAGCACAGCCGAGAUCAACGAUGCACUUGUACAGCAGUUGAGGUCGCGCAACGAGGAGCUCAUCGAGAACCUGGCCAUAAUGGAGACUAAAUUCGAGGAAAUCCAACGAGAAUACGAUGAUCUGUCUAACCAGCUAAUGGAGAGCGUUCAGGAUGGCGACAGUCUGCGAGCUCAGUGCAAUGCCCUGCAAGAGCAGCUCAAACAGCAACAGCAAAUGUCGGCUGCAAAUGCAACUGCUGCUGGUGCCGAGGCUGCUGAGAAGAAAACGGAACAAUUGCUGGCACACAUCGCUCAGCUGGAGAGUGAAGUGGCCGAGAAGAAUAUGCUGAUUGAUGCCACCGAGGGUACAAUCAACGAGAUGCGUGAACAGAUGACAAAUCUGGAAUCGGCGCUGCUGGAGAAAUCGGUGAUCGUCAACAAAGUGGAGGACUAUCAGCGACAAAUCGAAUCGCUCGAGAAACAGCAUGCCGAAAUGACCAUGGUCUGUGAAGAGCUGCAAGAGAAGGUUAAGGAGAACACCCUCAACGAAAGCGAGAGCCAACUCAUGUCCAGCAGCGGACAAACGCUGUUCAACAGCGACAGCAGCGGAACAGCAACGGAGACCGAGCUUGAUCUGCUCACAGCCAAAUUAUCUGAUCUGAAAACUGAAUCUUAUCAGCUGCAAUUGCUGCUGAGCACCAAGGACGAACUGAUCGAGAGAAUACAGUCGGAACUGCAGGAGCUCAACGAACGCUGCAUGAAUAUGGAUGUGUUGCAGGUGGAACUCCAAGCGAACGCUCGUCAAAAUCAACAGUUGCUCGAGCGACAGUCCGCCAAAUUGGCGGACGAUGCCGAUCGCAUUGAUAAACUGCAGGAAACGAAUGCACAGUUGCUGGAGCGCAGCAUCAAGGCUGAAGAGACUGUGGAUGCAUUGAAACAGCGUCUUGAACUUGCAGCACAAGUUGCAUGCUCUGCGGACGAAUACGAGAAGCAUCUCCACGAAAUGCAAAUCGCAUCGGAGACGUCCCAAAAGGAGUUCGAAUUGAGGGAGCAGCAGAAUAAAGAAAAACUAGAGUCAUCCAGGGAGGAAUACGAGAAGCGUCUUAAUGAAAUGCAAGCUGCACUGGAGAUGUCGCAAAAGGAAUUUGAACUGAAGUGGCAAGAGAAUGACAAAAAGAUAAAGUGCUCCAAAGUGGAUUACGAGAAGCGGUUGAGCGAUAUGAAAACUGCACUUGAGGCGAAUCAAAAGCAGCAUAAGGAUGCGCUUGAUAAUGCUAAGCUGGAGUAUUUGCAGAAGAUCGAGGCCAGCGAGAGUCGGUUCCGUACGAAUCUGCGCAAAUCCAACAUUGAAUGGGAGCAGGACAAGGCUCGCUACGAGGCCAGUUUGGAACGAUUGCAAAAACAAUUGUCGCAGAGUGAGGAACAAUUGGAGAAGCUCAGCGCUGAUAGCUGCACAAAACUCUUGGACAUUAAGGCGGCCAAUGAGCUGGCAGUCGAUCAAUUGGUUAAAGAGAAACACGAGCUGGAAUCAAUGUACGAUGAAAGCCAGAAGCUAGUGCAGAAGUUACAAAGUGAAUUGAGCAGCAAGUGUCUGGAGGAGAAGCAAGAUCAGGAUGAAAAGUUGCAAGAGCUGCUCGACAAAUACGAGAAGCAGAUGCAUGACUACGAACAGCUCAAGGCAGAGUAUACACUUAGCCUGGACAACCUGAAGCUGGAGAAGAGCUCAUUACAAUUUGCCGUCGAUGAGAGCAAAUCGAUAAUAGAACGCUUGAACAACGAACUCCAAGCCGAGCACAACGAUCAGCAACAGUUGACGAGUAGGUUGGAACAAUUGGAGUCUGAGCUAGUAGCCAACGCUGCAGAGAAGGCCAUAUUUUUGGAGAAGGUGGAAACAUUAAGUACCAAAAUUGCUGGUCUAGUCGAGGAGGUUAAGCAAGCCGAAUUGAAGGCAAUCGAUUUUGAUAAGCUCCACAGCGAGCAUGAAGAAACCAUAUGUCUUCUAAACGCAGCGAACGAUCUCAGCAAGAAUCUGGCGCAAAAAGUGAAGAAUCUCGACAAAGAAUUGAUGCUGACUCACAUUGAGGUUAAAACGCACAGCGCCAAAGUCGAUCAACUGCAAUCCGAAUUGGAGGCAACGUUGCUUAUGCAGAGCACUGCCAGUUCCGAGCAAUCCAGCUUGACGAACAAGCUCAAGGAACUGAAGGCAACCCUAUUUGAACAAUCCAAUCAAUUUGAGCACAAAUUGAAGGAGGUGCAGAGCUCGAAGAAUGAACUGCAGUUGCAGCUGGACUCAUUGCUCACUAAUAAACUGGAGCUGGAGACAGCGAAUCAGCAGCUGACAGUAAAACUGAAAAAUGUCCUAAAUAUGCAGAGUGAUUUGGACAAGGAGCGCGAAAGCAAUGCCAAAUUGCAGCGGUGCACAGUGCAGCUGCAGUCAAAGAUUGACUCCAACGAGAAGAUCUUGCAGCAACUGAAACUGGAAAAUGCUCAGCUUGAGGAACGACUGACUUCAGUUACCACGGAAGCCAGUAAAAAGAGCUCAGAACUGGGCAACCGCAUUGAAAUCUUGCAAAAGGAAAUCAAUAAAUUGCGCACUUUGCUGAAAACGAAUAGAAGCAACUUUGAUGCUGAGCGAUUACGCCUGGAUGGCACAAUUUCUAGUCUAUUGGACGACAAGCGCAACUUGGAGGAGAAAAUCUGCACGACCGAAGAGAUUCUCAAGAAGCUGGAGUCGGACUUGAGAGCUAAGGCCAAUGGCAGCAAUUUAUCAUUUGACUCAAAUUCGUCGAGCACAUCAUCUGCACCCCGAAAGAGUUUGGAUCGUGAGACUAAUCAUCCAAGGAAAUCCAUAUCAUCGGAGUCUGAGUUACGCAAAAAUAGACGAAUUAGCACACACGAUGAAUGGCGUCGUCAGUCGUAUUGGAAUGAUUCGAGGCAUGUGGCCUGCAUGACGGAUCCAGUCGAUAAAAACUGCAACUGUGAGGAGCUUGAUAGUAAGCUGAAGGAUUGUCAACGCCAGCUUUUCAUAGCUGAAAGCAUCGUGACUACGCAGAAUAUGGAGUUGAAGAAUCAUCCGCUAAAAGAGGAAACAGCCACACUGAAGAAACGUCUCCAGGAGGAGCAGGCGAAGGCGCGCGAUGAGAUCAAACGCUUAAGGCAAAAGAAUUUGGAUCUGAUGAGCAAGGUUAACGUUCAGGCAGCAUCUGCAGCCAUCUCGGCCAGCAGCAGCCAAGUGGCAACGACGACGGCUCAAGCCGGCAAGCAGUUGUCAACCGCAGAGACGCAAACGGAGUCCGAUGUGGAGACGGCUUUACAGAAAAUUACUGAUAAGUUGAAUGAAAGCUUGCGACUGUGUCGCAUUCGUUAUCACAAAAUUAAGGAUUUGGAGGAUAAGUUAAAGCAAAAUGAAAAUGCCGACGCCUCCAUUUCCCUCCAGACAACUGGCCAAAUUAAUGUACUUAAGUCCCAAUUGGAGGUGCAGAAAAAAGACUUUGCUGCCCUAAACAAUAAGUAUGAGUACGCGAAACGGGCCCUCAAAUUGCGCGGAGAUGAGCUGGAUAAACUCCGGAAAGUCGCUGACGCCGACCUGGCGGCACCCUCUAAAUAAGUCAUAUAUUGAUAGUAUUACAAUUGUUGAGUUAUCUUAAAAUAAUUUAUGUUAAGUGUGCUUAGAGUUAAGGUUGUAAUUAAAGAGCAGCCAAAUUUGUGAGUGAGCGAGCAAGUAAAUAUUGUGUGGCAUAGAAAAUGUCGAAGAUGUCGGCGGAAGAGUGAGUUAUUGAAAUUAAUGCAUAAAAUAUGUUUUCAUAAUUGUUGUUUUAUAUGUAAUAAACGUUUUCGUUGGUUUACAACCUUAAA